AGACGGUGUACACUACAGUUAACAACUUAUUGUCUGUCGUCCGACCGACUGUCGGGCGCAGGAUAUUCGGUUGUCGGGUGCGAUCGGAUCGGGCUUUAAAUUUUGAAGUCUUCCAUACGUCGGGUCAUAGAAAUGUUCUGUAAUAUUAUGUUCUAUGGUCGGGUGCCUCACAAAUUUACACCCACCCGAAAUGAGUGCAGAAUUAUACACAAUCAAGACUGUUGACACCGUUGGGUUGGUCGCACUGCGUUUUCGCUCAUUGACGAAAAAGUCUGGAUCGAUCGUGUUCACUGUUCCAUUUUUUAUUAAUAAUAAUAAUUUUCACUCUUUUAAUUUUUUCUAUUAUUAUUAUUUUUUUUUACCGUAAUUUUAAUUACAUUUUCGGACUGUUUAUCGACACCUUAUCUCUUUGUGUGUGUGUGAGUGUUUGUGUGUGUAUGUGUUUUUUACCGUGUCUCUGCCCGUAGUCCGUACGUAUGCAGCGUAUAAUAUCACAUAUUCGCAUUAUCGAAAACGGAUGACGAAUCGGUUUUCAACGGAAUCGGCCGUCCGGUAAUAUAUAAUAAUAAUAAUAACAACACCGAAUAAAAAUUAAAAAAAAUGGUAUAGUAAAACGCCGUCCGAAACACUGACACCGACGAAGAAGUCGUCUGCCUCCGCUGUCGUUAUCUAACUUGCACGUUAUCGAUUUCAAGAGACGACUAUGACGAGGAAAAUAAAGAGUUUGUGUCUGCUUUGGAGAACAUUGUCGCAGAUUAGGUACCUAUUGCAUUCAAAUUUUAUACCAUUAAUAAUUACAGGUAUUUCUCAAUUCUAUCAAUAUCUUCACUCAAUACAUUUCUUCGGCAAAAUGCUAAUAUUUGAUUCCUUUCGAUAUUAUUAAGAUUCUAUAUUAUGUAUAAAAUAUUCAUUAUACAUUAAUAUCCCAAAAAUAUAUUGAUAAUAUACAAUUUAAAAAUGCCGGCAAUUCCAAGGCCAGGAAGCUUAAAAGAUCCUGAAAUAGCUGAACUUUUUGAUAAAGAUGACCCAGAUAAAAUAUUUGAAGACUUAAGAGAAAUUGGUCAUGGAAGUUUUGGUGCUGUAUAUUAUGCAAGAUGUUCAGCAACCAAAGAGAUAGUUGCCAUAAAAAAAAUGUCCUACUUAGGAAAACAAAGUAUGGAUAAAUGGCAAGACAUUUUAAAAGAAAUAAGGUUUUUACGGCAUCUCAAACAUCCAAACACAAUACAAUACAAGGGUUGUUUUUUAAGAGAUCACACAGCAUGGUUGGUGAUGGAAUAUUGUCUGGGUUCAGCCUCAGAUAUUAUAGAAGUACACAAAAGACCUCUGAUGGAGGAAGAAAUUGCUGCUAUUUGUGAUGGGGUUUUGAGAGGUCUUCAUUAUCUUCAUUCUUUAGGUCGUAUACAUCGAGAUGUAAAAGCUGGAAACAUCUUACUAACAGAAAAUGGCACAGUAAAACUUGCUGAUUUUGGAUCUGCCAGUACAAAAUGCCCAGCUAACAGUUUUGUUGGUACUCCUUACUGGAUGGCACCUGAAGUUAUAUUGGCGAUGGACGAAGGGCAAUAUGAUGGAAAAGUUGAUGUUUGGUCACUGGGUAUAACAUGCAUUGAAUUAGCUGAAAGAAAGCCUCCAUAUUUUAACAUGAAUGCAAUGAGUGCCCUUUAUCAUAUUGCACAGAAUGAUACUCCUACCUUACAAUCAUCUGAAUGGACAGACACAUUCCGGUACUUUGUUGAACUGUGUUUACAAAAAAAUCCUUGUGAGCGCCCAUCUUCAUCUAAACUUUUACAACAUCAAUUAAUAACUCGUUCAAGAUCAUCUAAUGUUUUAAUUGAUCUUAUACAAAGAACAAAAGCUGCCGUCCGUGAUUUAGAUAAUCUCAAUUAUAGAAAAAUGAAAAAAAUUCUUAUGGUUGAUUCGUAUGAAACUGAGAGUAAUGUUGGUGACAAUGAUGAUAAUGCUGAUGAACACACAGGCGGAGAAAGCAGCAAGAGUAAUAGUAUAACUUCAGAACAUUCAAUACAGUCAAUUGGUGUCAGCGCUUCAUCGCACAGUAGUUCUACCAAUAGUACGCCGAAUAUGAAUGAAAUAACUAAUAUGAGCACAAACGACCACUAUCCAACAGCUAGAAAUCGUCACAAACCAUCUAGUAAUAAUUCUAAUUCUAUUGUAUCCAAUGAUCAUGUGGCUAUCGGAGUUCCCAAUAAUUUUGCAACUAUUCGAACAACAUCUAUAGUCACAAAACAACAGAAAGAACAUAUGCAGGAAGAAAUGCAUGAACAAAUGUCUGGCUAUAAACGAAUGAGAAGAGAACACCAGAGUGCAUUAUUAAAACUUGAAGAUAGAUGUAAACUCGAAAUGGAAAGUCAUAAACAGCUCUUGGAUAAAGAAUAUGAAACUUUAUUGCAACAAUUUAGCAAGGAACUAGAAAAAUUACAAAUUAAACAUCAGCAAGAGUUAGAAAAGAAGAUGAAACAGAAUGUCGCAGCUGAAAAGAAAAUAAUGAAAGAAAUAACCAACAGACAAGAAGCAGACAGAAAAGCAUUUGAUACUCAAAGAAAAAAAGAUUAUAAAACCAAUAAAGAGCGAUGGAAACGUGAGUUAUUAUUGGAUGAAUCCACACCUAAGCGACAAAAAGAUGCUGCUUUACAAUCUCAAAAAGAAAACCUUAAACAAAUGGAAGCUCAAGAAGAACACAGACUUAUUCGAGGUCAAAAAGAUUAUUUGGAACUUGAAAUUAGGAAAUUUCGUAGAAAAAGGCUAAAUCAAUACCAUUUGUAUGAACAAGGAUUAUUAAGAGAAGAACUUGGGAAAAGACAACAACAGUUGGAAACUGCUCAUUCUAUGUUAUUAAGACAUCAUGAAGAUACUAGAAACCUUGAAACAAGACAACAAAGAGCUGUUCAUGCUUUACGCGCUGAUCAAGUAACCAGACAACAUGAAACUGAAUUACAGCACCAACAUGAUUAUUGUGCUCGUUCCCAUCGUGAUUUACGGAAGAGACAUGCAAUGCAGCUACGGCAACAACCUAAAAGUCUCAAACAUAAAGAAAUGCAAAUUAGAAAACAGUUUAGAGAAACGUGUAAAACUCAAACACGACAGUACAAAGUAUUAAAAGCCCAAGUACUGGCAACUACAACCAAAGAAGAACAAAAAACUGUGAUUAAAAAAUUAAAAGAAGAACAACGAAGAAAAUUAGCAUUGCUCGGAGAACAAUAUGAACAAAGUAUUUCUGAAAUGUUACAAAAACAAUCUAUACGACUCGACGAAUCACAAGAAGUUGAGUGCCAUGUGCUUAAAGAACGUUUAAGAUAUGAACUUGAAAUAUUAAUUGCAUAUCAAUCAAAGAAUAAGAUGCAAGCAGAUGCUCAAAGAAAUCGUGAGAAAAAAGAAUUAGAGGAUCGUAUCUCAGUUCGAAGAUCAUUACUAGAGCAAAAGAUGGAAAUGGAAACGAAACAAUUUCUACAAGAGCGUGGGGAACGUAUUCGUCUUCUCCGUGAAAAACAAGAGAGAGAACUAGAACAGUUUGAUGAAGAGUCAGCCCGUUUGGGUUUUAGUGCCUUAGCAAUUGCCGAAGCAUCGAGUCUUGAACAGGAUAGUUUGUCUGGCAGUGUGCUUAGCCUAGCGCGUAGCAACAGUACUAACUCAUUUCAUGACGGAAAUCUAUAGCCCCACAUGUUUCUAUAUCUGUAAAUAAUUUUACUAUCUACCCUUUCUAACAGCUUUUAAAUAUUUACACAUAUCAGAUAGUAGACAAAUUUCUUAUUUAAAUUUGAUUCUACUUAAAUAUUUUUAUUUUAUUCAGUAUUAGAAAGCUUAAUUAACGGAUUGAAAUUAACAUAUUUUUUUCUUGAAAACAAAUUAAUAAUAAUAGCAUUGUAUAAUACCAUAACAUUUUAUUUCUAUAAUUAUUAUAAUUGCCUACUGUAAUCCCAUUAUACAUUUUGUAGACACUAUUUCCUUUUGUAAUUAAAUAACGAAAAAUGUGAACAAAAUGAUUUACUUUAUAUAUAUAUAUAUAUUAUUAUUAUUAUUAUUAUUAUUAUUAUUACUACUGUAACAUUUUUAUUAUGUACAUAUAUCUAUUAUAGUAAGUUGAAAAUAUUUAAAUGUAUGUGUUGAAUGUAUUUGAUUUUUUUUGUUCUUGUGGAUAAUUUGAUUUUUUAAAUUAAAAGUUUACAUUGCUUUUAAAGAACAUAAUAAAUUAUACAAUGAUUCUGA
Molecule: messenger RNA, 4218 nt
Organism: Acyrthosiphon pisum (pea aphid)
Lineage: Eukaryota; Metazoa; Arthropoda; Insecta; Hemiptera; Aphididae
Gene: Tao
Product: Serine/threonine-protein kinase Tao
Exons: 18
Coding region: 958-3666 (902 amino acids)
Biological process (GO): protein phosphorylation
Cellular component (GO): cytoplasm
Molecular function (GO): protein serine/threonine kinase activity; ATP binding
Source: RefSeq, a predicted model, not a curated record